AAAUGUGUACGGUUGGAGGUAUUCGAGAACCAGGAAACACUGUAUUACGCAAUGCUCUUGAGUAAUUUCUAAACAAUGGCCAAUGCAAAGUAAGCAGGCGUUUGCAUGUUAUUUUCCAAAGACUGAAAACGGUGCUCAAAUAUUACGGGAUAGAGUUAGCCAUCACAUGAACGUCACUGUAAAAACGUAAUAGGCGUAGCGGCCUGAGUAGAUGUCAUUCUUAAAAGCUGUAAUUCGGCACUUUCACAUCCGUUACUCGUUCAUGCAGUUCCUCUGAACACCUACUGUGCUGUUGGACUCAAACAAGCUGCAUUUCAACGGGCGUUUAAAAAACAGCACCUGAACCAGGUCAGUAAUUUGAUUAUCUGUCUGAACUGUAUUAGCCCUGGUGUGAUCGGAGAGUGAGUGAGUCUGAGAAACACACUUUUUUCAGAUUGAGAGAUCCGGGACCGUAUGCAGUGGUACAUUUUUUAAAAUAAAAUAAAGGUUGGCAACCACUGAUCCCUGUUAGCGGUGACUAGAGUAACGCUCCCUGUAUUUCAAGGAUUUUUCAAACGACCUCCACUACAGCACUGGCCGUAUGUAUAAAGCGUCUCAGAGUAUCUUCACUGUUGGGUUGAAAGGCCUGACAAUCACAUUCUGAUAGGUCAUUUACACAGAAGAAUACAUAGAAGACAAACAUUAAGAAAAUAAUAAUAAUCAAGAACGGGUGGCACUAAAGACAACAGUGGAUUAUAGACAGGGUUGGGAAGGUUACUUUCUAAAUGUAAUCCGUUAGUUACUAGUUACCUGUCCAAAAUUAAUCAGUAACACUUUUGGAUUGCCCAAACUCAUUCACAUAAUCUGAAUACAUUGUUACUUUUAGGUUACUCUCCCCUUAAAAGGGAUUAGAAAAAUACAAAAAUGAAUUACUAAUUGAACCACAUCUAUUGCAAGAUAAAUCAAUGUAAGAGUUUACCUAGCUGGCCUUAAAUGGAUGUUGCAUUUUACUUUAUGGGUUAUAACCCAUUGCUUUCUACUUCAAUACAUAUAAUAAAACGAGUGGGCUAUAUAUUUACAGAAAAAACUGUCAGAUUUCCAAUUAAUUAAAUACCCCUUGAUCUUCAAAAAUAGGACUUGAAAAUAUAGUCAUUGUUAAUACCUUAACCCCAAAAAUACUCUGUUUUUGUCAUGGAGGAAUGAUUGGGCUCAUUGCUUCAACACAUGGUUGAAAAAUAACUACUGCUGUCAUGGAAUGGCAUUCUUUGAGCACUACCGAAAAAUGCUAUUUGCAUGAGGUGAAAAAUGAGUCAAGUAGGAGUGUUAGUUCACAACAUUUACGAAAGGCAAUAUUUAUUUAUUUUUAUUUACCUGGGAGGAACUCCCUCAACUUUUGGUUAACUGUGUUGCAACUGUCACCUAUUGAUGAAAGAAAUAAUUGUUUUUUUUAUAUUUGAAGUUGACAAACGCUGGCUCAUUCACAAUAUGCUGCGUAUGUGUAGAGCGCUCAUGUGGCACAGGGUGGUUCUACCUGUGAAUUAAACUAACCCGUGAUAUUAUGUUCUGUGGUUUAAAUCGGGUUAAAGUGACAAAUAAACUGUGUGCAUUGAAGGUUAACGUCAGUCUGAUGAAAAUAACAUUUAUUUUUGCCCAGUGGGAAAAGACUGACUACCACUCUCUAAAAUGAGACGUGUUCUCUACUCCUCUCCCAAAGAUUAAUCGGAAACAUCCAUGUUAUCCUAUGUCCAAGGCUGAGUGCGUUUCCAUUAUAGUCCGCUACUUUUGACCAGGGCCCAUAGUAGUGCACCGUAAGGAAUUGGGAGCUAUUUGGGAUUCAUGCCUAGAUAACUUGUUUGGGAGUCCACCAUCUUGUUUGAUCUAAAAGCUUUAACUUUGGGAAAUGCUUACUAUUCCUAAAAAAGGGAUUCAAGAACUCAUCUCUGCAGAAGUUUGAGAGCUGAAAUUGCUCACAGGAAGCAGGAGAGAAAAAACAAUCCCUCCGAACACAACCCAGAGCACUUUUCUGUUGCACCAUCAUGUAAAGUUAAUGACUUGUAUAAACCCCCAGAUUAGAGAGGAAAACCUAUAACUCCUCAGCCCUCACAAGCUUUCCAUCCCUCUCUCUCCUGCUCCUGCUCACUCUCUUAUUUCUUUUUUUUUCUCUCUUGCUCCCUCCCCCUGUUUUAGCAUACAGCCUGUCAUCUACAGUACCUGGCCUUAUGUCUCCCAGGGCUCCCUGAGUUUAAUAAACCACCUCACAUUAGUGUCCAUACACACCUAACACACACGCUCUCACAUACACACACCACACACUCUUUCUCUCUCACUCAAACACACACACCUGUCAAGUUGCCUUCCCAAAAUGACAACCUACCACAUGUUCAAAAUAAACAUCUAAUGGAAGUUCAAAUGAGAAGUCACACAUUUUAGAUGUUGGAUUAUACCCAUAUGUCCUACAAAGACUUAUGACUCAGAGUAGCAGUAGCACGAUAGGCCUACUGUUUACACCUUACAGGUGAUGUGGAUAUGUGCUGAGGCCGGCAGUUCAGAUGUGAUUAUGAGAGGGUGAUGUUUUUCUCAGAUUAACCCGUUGUCACGAUCGUUAUGAGAAGCGGACCAAGGCGCAGCGUGAUAGGCGUACAUACUUUUAUUAAGUGUACACAACACGAACAAAAACAACAAAACGAUACGUGAAGUCCUAGGUAAUACAACAAACCAUACGGAACAAGAUCCCACAAUAAACUAGCGAACACAGGCUGCCUAAGUAUGGUCCCCAAUCAGAGACAACGAGCCACAGCUGUCUCUGAUUGGGAACCACCCUGGCCAACAUAGAAAUAAACAAUCUAGAACAAAACCCAUAGAAAACUAAACAUAACAAGUCCACACCCCUCAACAUUUAAGAGUCCCCAGAGCCAGGGCGUGACACCGCAGAAUGAUCACGAUCCCUCCCACACAGCCGCAGACAUUCCUCCAUUUGCCCACCAUCGUCUUCUUCAUCUCUCCCAGACACCCUUCACCACCCCUGCUCCUCCGUCUCCCUGAAGGGCAGACCCAGGGUUUCCUUGUAGAUUCCUCAUUUUUUUUUAAAACACCCUCAGCCUCUGUUCUCUGUGUCCCUUUGUAUUGGAUAUCUGCACUAAAUUGAUAUGCCACAGAUUAAUGAGCAAAAAUGUGAAGUUAGUAUGUUUUUGUGCUAACCCCUUAUUUGAUCACCUUGGCCUAUAAUUUGACGAGAGAUUUCUGUGUGGAAUGUGGCCAUAGACUUGCCUUGGCUGAAUGUGAACAAUACUGUGAAAUGUUCUGUGUUUCUGUGCAUUUAACAGUAAACCCAGCCUUGCUGCUGGAUAGUGGAGCUCUGAUGUCCUUUUAUGUGGAAGUAGAUCCCAGGAGGUCUUCCGGCUUCUCUGUUUUCAGUAUAAAGCUAGAGUUGGUUCUGGGAAUACAUAAAGUUGAAGGGAUUUAUUUAUUUUUUUAUCACAUAUGAUCGUUAAUUUACCCAGCAGUGUGUAUUUGUUUUAAAUGUCUUGUUUGUUUGCUGUCUAGGUAGAUGAUUGACUGGACAGACAGUGAAUGCUAGACACACCAGUCACUGACGUCACACUGUCAACAGCAGAAGAACAGAUGGAUGUAGUUACCUGGACGUCGUUAAAUUGACAGGAACAUCCUGGAUUGUGUACCACAGUGGAAUUAGCAGACAAGUAAUGGACAUACACAAGGAUUCCUCAUCUAUGGAUUUCAAUGGAGGGGUUUUUGUUUUUCCCUUCCCAGAAAACUGAAUUUUUAGUCUACCACUACACCAUGUCUCUAUCGAUGCAGAGGAAGUUCAGGGCAUUUACUGUGUUAGGAUGCAUUGUAAUUUUCACCACGUUCCUCUUCAGUUACUCAUUGAGAGAUCCCUCCCUGUACUUCUUCAAAUAUGCCAUCCACAAGUCGGACAGCUUCUUCUCUAGUGGCCAGUGUGGCUGUCGACAGUGUAUGACAGAGCUGGAGGAUGACCCCUGGUUCAUAGAGCGGUUCAACCGGUCGGUUCCCCCUCUGAUGUCUAGGAAGAACAGCCUGCUGACUGACGACACAUACCACUGGUGGCAGGUGAGAUGUUACCAUUGCAAGGGUUGGGCUUGUGCUAGGGUUAGGGUUGAACUGGGAUGUGGACUUGAAGCUAGGGUUAGGGUUGUUCUUGGGUUAGGGUUGAACCGGGAUGUGGACAUGAAGAUAGUGUUAGGGUUGAGGUUAGGGUUGAACCGGGAUGUGGAAAUGAAGCUAGGGUUGAGGUUAGGGUUGUACUGGGAUGUGGACAUGAAGCAAGGGUUACAGUUUGGAUUAGUCCACUCUCUGAUGACCUGGGGGGACAGUCUGCUGACUGAUGACACGUACAGGUGAUGGCAGGUGAGAUGUUCUGAGACUUACAGGUGAAUAAUCACAGAGGUGAGUUUGGUUCCGUCACAUCAGGCAAACCAUCCUAAUGAUAAUCAGGACAAGGAAGAAAACGAUGUGUCCGUGACGAGGUUAUUAAUGGUACUGUACAUACCAACAUCCAUAAACAUUGUUUUCUUAACAAUACCAUCUUCUAGUCAGCUAUGCUUUAUUAAGAGGUGGCUAAGAUUGCACCAGAAAGAACUAAGUGACUACUGAAUGAAUACCUUUCAACACUGCUAGAAAAGUCUAGAUCCAAUAAACGGGGGAAAAAGCUUCCAUUCCCUGUUGCUCAGUAUUUCAGAGACAUUCAAUUUUUUAACCUAAUCUGUCGCCAUAUUGACAAUUAUAGUUUAUUUGAAAUUAAUUUGUUUAGGCAUUAAUCAUGUAAACAUUAUUUUGUUUAUUGUGGCAUUGCCCCAGUGAGAUUCAAACCUAUGAUCUUCUGCUGUCUAUCCAUGGAAUGAAUCCACUGCUCCACCAAAGCUGAUAAGUUUAGUCUAUUCAAACAGACUCUAUUUCAAAGGAAACAAGCACUCAUUAAGAUCCGAUUAGUGGGCACAGCCAACACACCUGAACACACUUAAAGGGAUACCUCAGGAUUUUGUCUACUUCCCCAGAGUCAGAUGAACUAGUGGAUACCAUUUUUAUGUGUCUGUGUCCAGUAGGGCGACAGGUAGCCUAGCGGUUAAGAGCGCUGGGCCAUUAACCGAUAGGUCGCUGGCUCAAAUCUCAGAGCCAACUAGGUAAAAAAUCUGUUGAUGUGCCCUUGAGCAAGGCACUUAACCCUAAUAGCUCCUGUAAGUUGAUCUGGAUAAGAGCAUCUACUAAAAUACGUUUUGAGAGCCAAUACUAACUAGUGUUAGCGCAAUGACUGGAAGUCUAUGGGUAUCUGCUAGCAGAAUUCCAGUCAUUGCGCUAACACAUGUUAGCAAUUGUGCUAGUUAGCAACUUCCUUCAAAAUGCACGCAUAUGUAAAAAUGCUAUCCAUGAGUUCAUCUGACUCUGGAGAAGCAGAUAAAGGGCCUCAUUGCCAAAAUCUCAAAGUAUCCCUUAAACAGGAUUGUUUUUAUGAUGCUGAGAACAGAAUAUGUUUUUAAAUAACAUUCUUAGAACAUUACUAAUGUUUUCUUGUGGUUUUUAUGGAGUUUUAUUGAACAUGACAUUAAAUAGAACAUUUUUACAUUUUAGUCAUUUAGCAGACGCUCUUAUCCAGAGCGACUUACAGUUAGUGAGUGCAUACAUUUGUUUAAACAAUUUUUUUUUUCAUACGAUGAGGAACCCUACAGAAAACAUUAUGCUGAAAUACUGGAAUUCCCACAGAAGAACGCUGUUAAUGUUUUCUGAUCGUUCUGAGAACGAGUUUAAAUAGAACCAUGAGGAAACGUUAUGGGAAGGUUGUAUGCAAAAUAACCAUAGGACAACCAUGCUCUCACCAAGCACUAAGAAACAUAUGGUUCUCAGAAUGUUGUGCUAACUGGGCUGUCUCUGCUGUGUGUCUACCUCUUCUGUCUCUGCUCUGUGUGAGUGAGUGGUUGAAGACAGAGAUAAAGGAUUGACUGUUUCCUUCUCUCUCCAGCAGUUGCAGAUAGAGGAGGACCCAGCCAACUUCAGUGAGGUGGUGGAGAAGUUGUUCCAGGUCAUCCCUGAUGAUGACGACCUCUACAUGGACGCGGGGCCUGAGCGCUGUAGGACCUGUGCUGUGGUGGGGAACUCUGGGAACCUGAAGGGCUCCCGCUACGGACCCCUCAUCGACUCCAGUGAUGUCAUCAUCAGGUGACUGAGCAAGCUUGUUAUUUGUUUUGAGUCACACCUCAGAGUAUUAUAUUAGGAAUGGAACUGCAAAGCCAGAUAAGGUUUUGUUCUGUAUAGCAUUCAUUCCUGACCAAGAUCUAAGCUUUGAUGUUAUUUGCAAAUGCAACCAUUGUAAUCCAGUUUCUUGAUUCCCACCCCCACCUUUUGAUAAGAUUACACCUGAGCCAGUAUACAAAGCGUUUUAUAGCCUACAAUUAUCAUAACAAUACAUCAUGAAAGUGCAAGUUUGUUCAAUCGAGGUGUUUGUAUAGGCUAUGAAUAUCAUCUCACUUGUUGAAUUAUAUUGUGAUCUGAUCGUGGUAUGAGGUACAUGUAGGUGUCGAUGCCCCAUUUGGUUUGAUGUUGUCACGAUCGUUAGAGUGAGUGGACCAAGGCGCAGCGUGAUGAGCAAACAUACUUAUAUUUAUUAAAUGAAAACACGAUAAACAACAAACGAUAACGAAACGUGAAGUCCUUGGCUACAACAUAAACCAUACGGAACAAGAUCCCACAACUACUGUGGGAAAACAGCCUGUUUAAAUGUGGUUCCCAAUCAGAGACAACCAGCAACAGCUGACCCUCGUUGCCUCUGAUUGGGAACCACUCUGGCCAACAUAGAAACAGAACAACUAGAAUAUAAACAUAGAACAAAAACACAUAGAAUAUACACACCCUGGCUCAACCUAUAGAGUCCCCAGAGCCAGGGUGUGACAGUACCCCCCCUAAAGGCGCGGACUGCGACCGCGCCUAAACAUAAACAAACCAGGGGAGGGCUGGGUGGGCAUUCCUCCUCGGAGGCGGUUCCGGUUGACCACCACCUUCCAAUAAUCCCCCCGUAGCGCCCCUGGUCCGGUCUGGCCCCGCUGGCUGGAGCUGGACUGGACAUCGUAGGAGCGGAUUGCUUCAGCUCCGGUGUGGAGCAGCUGACCGGUACCUGACCAGGCACCGGUGACCCAGGCACGGGUUGUGCCGGACGACUGACGACGCACACCCCUGGCUUGGUGCGUGGAGCAGAAACGGGCCGGACCGGGCUGACGAUGCGCACCCCUGGCUUGGUGCGUGGAGCAGCAACGGGCUGGACCGGGCUGACGAUGCGCACCCCUGGCUUGGUGCGUGGAGCAGGAACGGGCCGGACCGGGCUGACGAUGCGCACCCCUGGCUUGGUGCGUGGAGCAGGAACGGGCCGGACCGGGCUGACGAUGCGCACCCCUGGCUUGGUGCGUGGAGCAGGAACGGGCCGGACCGGGCUGACGACUCGCACCCCUGGCUUGGUGCGUGGAGCAGGAAUAGUCCGGGCCGGGCUGGCGACGCGCACCGUAGGCUUGGUGCGAGUGGCAGGAACAGGCCGGGCCGGGCUGGCGACGCGCACCGUAGGCUUGGUGCGAGUGGCAGGAACAGGCCGGGCCGGGCUGGCGACGCGCACCGUAGGCUUGGUGCGAGUGGCAGGAACAGGCCGGGCUGGCGACGCGCACCGUAGGCUUGGUGCGAGUGGCAGGAACAGGCCGGGCCGGGCUGGCGACGCGCACCGUAGGCUUGGUGUGAGUGGCAGGAACAGGCCGGGCCGGCGCCGCGCAACAUUAGCUUGGUGCGGGGAGCAGGAGCAGGCCGGGCCGGGCUGGCGACGCGCACCGUAGGCUUGGUGCGAGGAGCAGGAACAGGCCGGGCCGGGCUGGCGACGCGCACCGUAGUCUUGGUGCGAGUGGCAGGAACAGGCCGGGCCGGGCUGGCGACGCGCACCGUAGGCUUGGUGCGAGUGGCAGGAACAGGCUGGGCCGGCGACGCGCACCGUAGGCUUGGUGCGAGUGGCAGGAACAGGCCGGGCCGGGCUGGCGCCGCGCACCAUUAGCUUGGUGCGGGGAGCAGGAACAGGCCGGGCUGGCGACGCGCACCGUAGGCUUGGUGCGAGGAGCAGGAACAGGCCGGGCCGGGCUGGCGACGCGCACCAUUACCUUGGUGCGGGGAGCAGGAACAGACCGGACCGUACUGGGGACACACACCACUGGCCCUACGCAGGGAUCUGGAACGGGCCAGACCGGACUGGUAACACACCCCAGUACCUCUCGCCGUGCCUCUACAUCUUCCUUCCCCUCUUUGACCAGUGGCCCCCGUAACCUGGCGGCCUCCUCUGCCAACCUCCCAAUUCGCCCUGUGGCAGCCUCCUGCUGCCCAGUCGCCCAUGCCGUGUGCCCCCCCCUAAAAAAUUUUGGGGUUGCCUCUCGUCCGUCCGACGACGACACUGUUGACGCCGUUGCUCCUCUCUCGCCAGGGCCUUAAUCUUAGCCCAUGGCCCUUUUCCCCCAAGCAUGUCCUCCCAGGACCACACUUUGCCCACCUGGGCCAUCGCCAACCUCUCCAGCUCCUUUCCCGGCGCUUCCUCCCAUGUCCAGGCUGCCUGCUCCUGGACACGCUGCUUGGUCCUGGUAUGGUGGGAUCUUCUGUGACGAUCGUUAGAGUGAGUGGACCAAGGCGCAGCGUGAUGAGCAAACAUACUUAUAUUUAUUAAAUGAAAACACGAUAAACAACAAACGAUAACAAAACGCGAAGUCCUUGGCUACAACAUAAACCAUACGGAACAAGAUCCCACAACUACUGUGGGAAAACAGCCUGUUUAAAUGUGGUUCCCAAUCAGAGACAACCAGCAACAGCUGAUACUCGUUGCCUCUGAUUGGGAACCACUCUGGCCAACAUAGAAACAGAACAACUAGAAUAUAAACAUAGAACACAAACACAUAGAAUAUACACACCCUUGCUCAACCUAUAGAGUCCCCAGAGCCAGGGUGUGACAGAUGUCAUCAAUAUCACCCUAGCAUAGACAGUUCCUCCCAUCGUGUCACACCUGUCAGCUGCCCUACCUGUUGUUCCCAUGUCAGUUUGUCUCAUAUAAUUUGAUAGUCAAAGCCCAAAAGCUGUUUUAGCAUGAUGUGCAGCGCCGUUGAGGGCUAUUGCUAUUUUGUAGUAGUCAACUGGGACUUGAUAUGGUUUAAGGAAGGAUCACAGAAUUCCAGCCAGGUCAGCAGAAGGGGUCAGCUAAUGAAAUAUACUCCUGAGAAAACGUUCCUUUAAAACCGUUUACUGCAGUGGGCUAAAUUAGGUCCACACAGUGAUUCUUGGUAGUCUUAAAUAAAUCUAUUUUGAAACAAAAGUGUAUAUACCUCACACACAUGGUUAUGAGCUUAUAAAAAAGACACCUGUACCAUGUCAGAUAUAGUUGAAAUGUUGAGUUUGCAUCCCAAUAUUACACUUUAUAUACAUCACAGAAGACUGAAAUGUAACAAAACUGUUUGACAUAGAAACACUGGAUUUGUGUUGGUUUACAAGAAAUCUUUAUUAAUUGUGAAAAUAUUAACAUUCCACCCAUGAGGCCAAAGAGUGCGCUUUUGGUCAUUGACUACAGGAAAGGGCUACCUGCAGGUAGCAGUUAAUCACCCUUGGUUUUAUACGUUGAUACUAUACACACUCCAGCACAUAGGUGUGGUGGAGACCUGGCCGUGUGGUGCCAGGAUAACAACCUCUCCCUCAACGUGACCAAGACAAAGGAGAUGAUUGUGGACUACAGGAAAAAAAAGAGGACUGAGCAUGCCCCCAUUCUCAUUGACGGGGCUGUAGUGGAACAGGUUGAGAGCUUCAAGUUCCUUGGUGUCCACAUCACCAACGAACUAUCAUGGUCCAAACACACCAAGACAGUCGUGAAGAGGGCACGACAAAGCCUAUUCCCCCUCAGGAGACUGAAAAGAUUUGGCAUGGGUCCUCAGAUCCUCAAAAAAUUCUACAGCUGCACCAUCGAGAGCAUCCUGACUGGUUGCAUCACCGCCUGGUAUGGCAACUGUUUGGCCUCCGACCGCAAGGCACUACAGAGGGUAGUGCGUACGGCCCAGUACAUCACUGGGGCCAAGCUUCCUGCCAUCCAGGACCUCUAUACCAGGCGGUGUCAGAGGAAGGCCCUCAAAAUUGUCAAAGAUUCCAGCCACCCUAGUCAUAGACUGUUCUCUCUGCUACCGCACGGCAAGCGGUACCGGAGUGCCAAGUCUAGGUCCAAAAGACUUCUCAACAGCUUCUACCCCCAAGCCAUAAGACUCCUGAACAGCUAAUCAUGGCUACCCGGACUAUUUGCACUGCCCCCCCACCCCAUCAUCACGCUGCUGCUACUCUGUUAAUUAUUUAUGCAUAGUCACUUUAACUCUACCCACAUGUACAUAUUACUUCAACUACCUCAACUAGCCGGUGCCCCCGCACAUUGACUCUGCACCGGUACCCCCCUGUAUAUAUAGCCUCCCUACUGUUAUUUUAUUUUACUUCUGCUCUUUUUUUCUCAACAUUUUUUGUUGUUGUUUUAUUUUACUUUUUUAUUAAAAAUAAAUGCACUGUUGGUUAAGGGCUAUAAGUAAGCAUUUCACUGUAAUGUCUACACCUGUUGUAUUCGGCGCAUGUGGCCAAUAACAUUUGAUUUGAUUUGAUUUGAGGUAGGGGUAUGAACCUUUUCAGUUUAUUUACCAACUUCCAACCAGUCCCUCCCAAGAUUUCUCUAGGAUUUUAUGUGAUAUUUGCAGGAAAAAAUGCUUGGUUUUGCAGCAGCAAUUCUGCAAUUUUACAUGGCAAUAUGCAACGGUUUUGUCUAACUUGUUGCGAAAAUGUUUACGUGUGGCUUGAUUGAACCACAUGUGGUAAAUGUGCAGUGGUUGGUCAAAAUUGCGAGCCCUCUGUAUUACGGUGAUGGGUCAGUUUUAUGCGAUAACUGCAAUGAUUUGACUGUUUUAUACUGAAAUAGCGCAGUGAUUGGUAAAAUGUGCAAUCCCUCGCAUAAUAUGCAGGGAAUUGUUGAUUUUUGCUAAACAUUUUGCGAUUGCAGAAUCACGGAAUCCUGGAGGGACUCACAGCAAGGCUCAGAUCAACUUGGCAGUGUCAACAUAGCUGCUUUAGUUUAUAAAAGUUUUACUUUAUAAAAGUCAACUUUCCUAUACCCCCAUAUCACACACUCAAACUCAAAACAACCUGUGUAGGCUACAAUUAAUUGGGUAGACAGAAGUCUCAAAUAUCACUUUCAUUUGUAUCCCCUGUAGCUUUAGAAUCGCGGCAAAGUUGGUUCCUGUUUCAGUCACUUCUUUGGCCACGUUCGUGUGGGUUAACCAAAAACACCCUAAUAAUUGGUUGACAAAUGGUGCGUCCCACAAUGCAGGUGAUGGCUGCAUGGUGCAGUUGGUGAGAAGCCACUUAAUCAAAAACUGCAUGACCUUUGAUCACGUGGUUUUUGUAAAGUUCAUGCAGUCGACAUGCAAGUCCAGCUUUAGAUUUGAUUUCUGCACUGUGUUUUCAGUGAGGAACCAGACCAACUAUCAACGUGUAAAUGAGGAGGAAAGUCCUUGGCUGAAAUGGAUUAUACUGCUCAUCCCACACUCACUUAACACACACACACACACACACACACACACACACACACACACACACACACAGAGAGGGAGAGAUAUCCUCUCUGCAGAACUAACUACAUUAAUUGAACAGGAAGAAUCACAGCUACAGCUUUCCCCUCAAUGCACUCACUGUUACUGGGACACACAUGAACUGUAUGAUCAUGUGGAGAAGCAGGAAUUCCACAUAGACUACCACAUGAUUCCUCACCACGUUCACAUUCCAAAUGAAAUCAAUUUAAUUUCGAUACAAAUUCAAGUUUUGUACCUCCAGGUAUUACACCCUCAACAAAGCAGCUAUGUUAGUAUGUGAAAGUAGUAUCAUCCAUACGUUAUAUUGCAGAAUACAUAACCGUAACCCUGCUCCUCCAGAAUGAACAAGGCUCCUACCUCUGGCUUUGAGAAGGAUGUUGGGAGCCGGACUACGCAUCACGUCAUGUACCCAGAGAGUGCCAUAGAUCUGGACAAUACCACCAGCCUCCUGCUCAUCCCCUUCAAGACUCUGGACCUGCAGUGGAUCACCAGUGCCUUGACCACCGGCUCCAUCGAAAAGUGAGUGACCAAUAACCAUGCACAACACAUUCAUCAAGUUCACAUAAAAAAGUAUGUAAUUACACUUUAGCAAACCUUCAAUACAAACUGUAGUUAACGCCUGUGGAAUUGUUUGCAAUGACUGGAAAGAUGAAAGUAUAAACAACGUUCUCAUCACCGUGAGGUCCGGAAUCAUUUAUCCUUUAUGCGGUGUAAACAUUCUUUGUAAAAGUGAACCCAGUGCCUCCUUCAGUGCUGUUUGCCAUAACCACAAGUAUUCACGUGUUGGCACGUACUGCUCUACACCUCUUCCAGCUCUACAAUGUCGACAUUCUCAAGCUCUGUGUUAGACAAUUAUCACACAGGCAACCGAGGACAGACUGUUUUUAUUUGUAUUUUAUGCACUUCAGUUGACCAGGGCAGCUCUAGCAGGGCAGAAAUUUGACAAACUGACUUGUUGGAAAGGUGGCAUCCUAUGAUGGUGCCACGUUGAACGUCACUGAGCUCUUCAGUAAGGCCGUUCUACUGCCAAUGCGGUUAAAAAUAGCCAAAUCCACUAAUUUGAAGGGUUGUCCACAUACUUUUGUGUGUAUAUGUGUGUGUGUGUGUGUGUGUGUGUGUAUAUAUGUAUGUAUAUAAUACUUAUUAUGCAUUUUGUUUUUUGCAGAACGUACAUUCCUGUACCGUCCAGGAUUAAGGCAAACAAGAACAGGGUGAGUGAACCUUUGGCUCCGUCCAUAACGCCACCCUAUAGUGGAGCAUUACUUUUGACCAAAGCCCUAUGGGUUGAUCUGCUUUCGUUUACCUUACCUGGAGACAAAGUAAUGCAGAAAUAGAAGAACGAUUGAUUGGUUGGUUGAUACCAUUCAAAUGUAAUUAUUUCAACUUCUCACAAGGUCAAAGCUGUUGUUAUGUUUUGCAGGUGUUGGUAUACAGCCCAACCUUCUUUAAAUAUGUCUAUGACACAUGGCUGGAGAGUCAUGGCCGAUAUCCCUCCACUGGCUUCCUCAGCCUAUUGUUUGCUGUGCACAUCUGCGAUAAGGUGAGUCCAUCCACCUUCACAAGCUUCCAUUUGUCUGUCUGCCAAAGUUCUAUACACCAUGAGCCUGACUGCAAAGCAUGCGUUGAGUUUGCGCUGAGGUCUUAGAGUUUAAAGCGGUAAAAAGUGUCCCAAAAAAUGUUAACUGCCGAUGGAAGUGAAGUCACCGUCGGCGAAAUGGCCACACGCUGGGCAGCACUGCAUUAGCUACCCACCACUUAGCUCACGCAGCAACGCUGCUCUACAAACAAACACAUUUUGGGCGGGAAAGAGGGGCAGAGCGCUGAGUGCAAUUGCCAUGUCCUAGGCAGAAGCCAUUAGCCCAAACAAAGAGAAACCUGUUUCAAAGUUGAUACAUGUGCCUCCAGGUAUACUUAUGUGGGUGAGUGAACUUAUUUGAAUGACAUGUAUUUAAUAUUUAAUACAUGAUUUUCAGAAAGUGUGUUCUGUUAUACUUUUACAUGAAACAACUUUUAAUGUUAAGACUUCAGGAAAUAGGUUAAAUGCUAUGUUUAAUCAAAAUGCAGCCAUGGUUGCCAACAGCCUCUUUUGAAUGUAGAAAAACAGGAAUCUCUACAGAUGGCUUUGGAGGAGGGGCAACUGCACCUGUCUUUGAUCUAGACACACUGGAACACUGCCAAUGCCCUAUAGUUGUUACAUAGAGCGUGGCCGAGUCAGUUAGAAGCGCAAAGACUUUCUAGUAACUGUGUAUACUGACAUCUAGAGUUAGAGCAUUGCCCUUAUCAAUAGGCCUAUGUUUUUGUACGUUUCAAGAAAAAAAUAUCCACAAAUAGAUCAAUUAGAUCUACAAAAUCAAAUGUAAGUGUCAGAGCACCAGAACACCAUAGCAACACAUCAAUCAGUACAACAACAUUCCACCUCAUCAUUUCUGUGGCACAUGGCAUUAUCUGGGUCAAAGCACAUAGGUGCAUCGUGCACCAAACCAGUUUGAGGAGGCACUGAUGGCCAAAUCCAGGGUGGAUGAGUAUCUCUUCAUAAUGGUGUAUUGUAUCAUUUAGGUGAAUGUCUACGGGUUCGGAGGGGACCAGUACGGGAACUGGCACCACUACUGGGAAAAUAAUGACCAGGGAGGCGCAUUCCGCGAAACUGGGGUGCAUGAUGCGGACUAUGAGUACAAUGCCACCCUGCUUCUGGCUGACAAACACAAGAUCAGUAUUUUCAAAGGCUUAUGAUAUUGGGAGAUGUCACUGGCCUGAGACCAUCAAGCCUCAUGAACAUAAAUCCUGUCAACUCAGAGGUUACCCACUGGGGAUAAACUGGUUGAAUUAAAGUUGUUUCAAUGUAAUUUGUCAAUGUAUUGUGAUGUGGAAUGAAUGUGUAAAAUGUAGUGGAUUUGCAAAAAGCAAUCAACAUAAACUGUUUCAACCGGGAUUAUGUGAUUGUAACCAAUUUUCAACAUAAAGAAAAAGCUUGUAUAAAAUGUUACAUUUGUACCCUUUGAAACAAUGUCAGAUCUUUAAUCCAACACAUCACUGAGUACCUCUCUUCAUAUUUUCAAGCAUGGU
Molecule: messenger RNA, 14684 nt
Organism: Coregonus sp. 'balchen'
Lineage: Eukaryota; Metazoa; Chordata; Actinopteri; Salmoniformes; Salmonidae
Source: the annotation of a GenBank genome assembly